CGGAUAUGACGACAUAACAAUGACAGGAACACAACUUUAGCUUUAGCUGUAGCACAACAACCAGCUCGGUAUCCAAGAAAGACACAUUAUUCAGCAUAUCGCCGAUUUUUAAAGCUGAUAUGAAGCUUAAGCGGAAUUAAAUUACUUAAGUUAAGCUCCUAAACUUCGUUCUUCUCCGCAUUUGGGAAUGGUUUGACAGAACCAGGAAACAUGCACAGUCGUUUGCAGGAGCUGAAAAAAGAAGAGGAGACUCUCCUCAAAAUCAAAGUGAUGUUACAAGACCAACUCAACCGCUUGAAGUUUGAAGAAGGAGCCUUGAAGUCAAUAAUAAAUGCUCAGACGGAAGAAGGAGCCUCCCAGCGCUUAAGCCCGGAACCCGAGGUUAACAUUAAUCCUGACGAUGAGAGCGAGAUCAAUCGAACCAAGCUGCUGUUGAAUUCUGCUGCAGACAUUGACAUGGAGGAAGAAGAGGAGGAGGAUGAAGAAGAAGAUGAUGAUGAAAAUGAAUAUGAUGAAGAUGACCAUGAGCUUGAGUUUGAUCCUGAGGAGGAUGAGGAUGAUUAUUGAGAACUAUAAGAUGUAUUAGCACCAGUGAAGGAGAAUACAAACUCUGUUUGAAGUUUAUUUGUAAUUUGAAUUAGAAUAGAUUUAAUUUAUUUGAAAGGAGUAAGAAUUAGAGUGCAACAGUGUGUGGAUUUAGUACAUAUCAUGCUAUUUCACUGUGUUAGUCUUGUGUGAAACAUCACACUGGAAUGCAGUAUUACUAGGUGCUUUUUCUGUAGCUCCUUCCACAUUUAGUCCAUUAUGAAAGACAAAAGAAAAUAAUAUUUUACUUGUGAGUUAGAAAGCCAGUGUUGAAGCUGUCUAAUGGAAAUGUAUGGCUGGGCCAUAAAAGAACUUAUGAAAGCAAUGGGAAUGGAAAGCACACAAUAAAUGUUUUGCAUUA
This is a messenger RNA of Nothobranchius furzeri (turquoise killifish), 946 nucleotides long. It is a transcript of the gene snapc5, whose product is annotated as small nuclear RNA activating complex, polypeptide 5. Gene Ontology annotation, biological process: transcription initiation at RNA polymerase III promoter; transcription by RNA polymerase II. Gene Ontology annotation, cellular component: nucleus. Lineage: Eukaryota; Metazoa; Chordata; Actinopteri; Cyprinodontiformes; Nothobranchiidae. The record is from RefSeq and is a predicted model, not a curated record.